This is a messenger RNA of Ilex paraguariensis (yerba mate), 1160 nucleotides long. Lineage: Eukaryota; Viridiplantae; Streptophyta; Magnoliopsida; Aquifoliales; Aquifoliaceae. The record is from the annotation of a GenBank genome assembly.
GCGGGUGCGAGAGAGAGAGAAAGAGAGAGAGAGAGAGAGGGGUGGGGGGAGUGGAAUAGGAAUGAUGGCGAUAUCUUUGUUACAGAGCUUUCUUCAACAAGAGUAUACCUCUAAUUCAAUCUUCCUCACAGCCAUAUCUGUGAUAACUUUUCUGUUCUUAGCAUACUUAGCUAUAUCAGAAAUCAUAGGGAAACACCUCCAGUACUCCAAAUUCUGGAACGUGAAUUCUUCAGCUAAGCAACAGAUCAAACUCUCAAGCACAACAGGCAUGCUCAUACUCUACACUCCGGCGUUCCUCGCCUCACUCGCUUCCUUUUGGGUCUUCCCAGAUGGUGGAAUUAGGUUCAUGAUGGCCAAAUCAGCUAUAACUAUCCAUUUCUUCAAACGGGUUCUUGAGGUUCUGUUUGUCCAUAAAUACAGUGGUGGCAUGGUUCUGGACUCUGCUAUUCUUAUCUCUUCCAGCUAUUUGUUUGCUUCUGCAGCCAUGAUCUAUAUCCAACACUUAGCUCAAGGGCUUGCAGAGCCGGUGAUUGAUCUGAAGUAUCUGGGGGUCGCACUUUUUAUAGCAGGAAUAGGUGGUAACUUUUAUCACCAUUACCUUCUUUCCAAACUUAGGGGGAAGGAUGAAAAAGGAUAUAAAAUUCCCCGUGGUGGGCUCUUCAACUUGGUUAUAUGCCCACACUAUCUUUUCGAAAUUCUUACCUUCAUAGGCAUUUCUUUUAUCUGCCAGACGACGUUUUCCUUUUCCUGCUCGAUAGGCAUAGCUUUGUACUUGAUUGGAAGGAGUUAUGUCACCAGAAAAUGGUACCUUUCCAAAUUUGAUGAUUUCCCUAAGGAUGUCAGGGCUCUGAUUCCUUAUGUUUUCUAAAUAUACAUAACGGAGUUCAAAAUGGCUGGAGGUUACAUUAUUCUUUAUCUUAGAGUCUUGAUAGUUAGAGGACAUUCAGACAAUUAUGGCUUUCGAUUUACCUUGUUACACUUUAUUGUGGAAUGUAUAUUUCAUCAUCCAAAAUAGUGGAGUAAUUCUUUUCAUGAAAAAGAAAAAUGAGCUUAUCUACUUGAUUGCUGCUGAUAUUUGAUGAAUUAUUGGUAUUCCUGACAUUGUUGAAUUCGACAUGUACUUGAGUCUGUCCCAAUUACCUACUAAUGUUGUGUAUUCA